CCCCAAUUGACGUGCAACCCACUUGGGAUAAAACACAAUACAACUUGCGAUUUCCUCCACGCUCGAGGCUGCUAACAAUUAGUUGCUCGGCGGAUAGAAUAUCUGCCUGCUGGCGGGCCACUCCCUGAUUAAACACCAAAAUGCCGCCCCCUAUGCCCAACCCUACGAAGCGGAUGACCGCAAACCCAGCCCGGCCCGCAAGGUAUCGUCCAGGAAAGCCAGUAGCCGGUCAAGAGUCGUCUGACGAAGAAUCCGAAGAGGAGCACGAGAAGGAGCAAGAACCACCCAAACAACCGCAACGGGGACCACCAACCAGAUCUCAGCCCCGGCAGGCUCGUGCCGCAGUACAAGAAGAGAGUGAGGACGAGGACGAGGAAGGAUUUGUUACGGAACCGGAAGCCGAAGAUGAGGCAAAAUCACAACCUCAGACAGUAAAGCCCUCUUUAGGACAGACAGGCCCGGCGCCUGUGAAGCAGGAACAGAGACAGCCGAAGUCUGAAGAGGAAGUAGACGAAUCUGAGGAAGACGAGUCGGAAGAAGAAGAAGGGUCAUCGGAGGAAGAAGAAGAGAGCUCCUCCGAAGAGGAAGAACCGCGGAGAAGAUUCCAACGGCCUACAUUCAUAAAAAAGGAUGCACGGAAACAAUCGGUCACAGGUACUCCAGGACCAGAGACAAAUGGCGGUGCUGCGGCAACAGCAGAGGCUGGAUCCGAAGCUGACAUGCAAGCACGCCGUCUCGCGCAGGCCGAACAAUACAUCAAAGACAAAUUAGAACGCGACGCACUGGCUCGGGCACAGGGGAAAAAGGCAUGGGACGAUGACGAUGAUGUGCUACCCGAAUCCAUGGUGGAUGAUACCGACGGCAUCGAUCCGGAAGCAGAAUAUGCGGCGUGGAAGGUGCGAGAGUUGAAACGGUUGAAGCGGGAUCGUGAAGCCCUUAUAGCACGCGAGAAGGAGCUCGAGGAGAUUGAGCGUCGCCGCAACUUGACCGCCGAGGAACGCGAGAAGGAAGACCGAGAUUUCCUCGAGAAGCAGCGCGAAGAACGCGAAUCGGGUCGCUCCAAGGCGCAGUUCCUUGCCCGGUACCAUCAUAAGGGUGCCUUUUUCCAGGGCGACGAGGCUGCAGAAAUGCUUAGGCGCCGCGACAUCAUGGGCGCUCACUUCGAAGACCAGGUCACGGACAAAUCUACUCUGCCGGAAUACAUGCGUCUACGGGACAUGACUAAAUUGGGUAAAAAGGGUCGGACGCGCUACACUGAUCUUAAGGGUCAGGACACAGGCCAGUUUGGUGAGGAUGUGAAAAGAUGGAAGGGUAGUAUUGGCGGAGCGGGAAGAGGUACUGGGGGAGGGUUUGGGAAUGAUUUGAAAGGAGUGGAUGAAAGGUUCCUCCCUGACAAUCACCGUGGCGGCGGAGGGAUGGCUCCGACUGGCGCCAAUGCAACCGCAGUCGCUUCCAGAAAGGAUGAUAGGGAUCGAGACCGAGAACGUGGUUCUUAUCGCCAACGAGACAGAGACAGACAUCGGGAUGAUGACCGCCGAGACAGGGAGUCAAACAGGCGGAGAGAAAGCAGUUAUGACGACCGAGAUACGAGCCGCUAUAGUCGCAAGCGAUCAUACUCUCCAUCGAGGUCUAGGUCUCGCUCCCGGUCUCCUCGAAGACGGAGACGCGAUACAGACGAUGAAGGGGAGUGGAAUCGUGACCGUCCAAGGGACAGAGAGCGGGAGUCUGCGCGCGCACGGUGAUGAAUUGGAAAGGCAGUGUGAUAUGACAUCUAAAACAGUGUAUAAUGUAGAGUUCUUCGAAUACCUUAAUCACGACCACGAAAUGAAGGAAGAAUAUGGACCCGGCAUGUCAAUAUGUCACUCUCUCUCAGAGAAUUUCAUUUCCGGUUUGCGUUGCCGCAGCUUGACUGACACGAUGUUCAUGCCGCUACCUAAUGCAAAGGCUCGCCGUCGGUUGGCAAAAUGUGGACAUACUUUGCUUGACUCCGUG
Messenger RNA from Exophiala dermatitidis NIH/UT8656, 1992 nucleotides. RefSeq lists its product as uncharacterized. The transcript has a single exon. Gene Ontology annotation, cellular component: U2-type spliceosomal complex. Gene Ontology annotation, molecular function: RNA binding. NCBI's taxonomy places the organism in Eukaryota, Fungi, Ascomycota, Eurotiomycetes, Chaetothyriales, Herpotrichiellaceae. The record is from RefSeq and is a predicted model, not a curated record. The coding region runs from base 141 to 1742 and encodes 533 amino acids. Gene Ontology annotation, biological process: mRNA splicing, via spliceosome.